Molecule: messenger RNA, 506 nt
Organism: Aspergillus vadensis CBS 113365
Lineage: Eukaryota; Fungi; Ascomycota; Eurotiomycetes; Eurotiales; Aspergillaceae
Exons: 1
Coding region: 195-506 (103 amino acids)
Source: RefSeq, a predicted model, not a curated record
GUCAGUUAAUUCUAAACGGCCGUUACUGCUAACGGCUGGCUUCUAGUUAAAUUAGCGGCGUAUGCGACCAGUAUCUGUGGUCCAAGUGGCCGGGUCUGACCCACGGCGAGCGAUGACAAGGACAGCAAAGACAAGGGAACGAAAGACGCGAAUAGUAAAAGAGGCAUUUAGCAUAAUAGGAAGACAAUAGUACAAUGAAAACCGGCCGGGCGGGUCGGAGGUCAAUCCGCGUCCCGUCAUUUCCAAAAGUCCCCAAUAGACGUGCCAUGACUGGUCAAUGGGUCUAUUUCCGGGUGGAGCUCAACUCUGAUUCUGCGGGUGUGCGGCCUCCAGAAAGAUCGUCUUCUGACCAUCCCCAGGAAGUCAAUGCCCCUACAGUGUAUGGUUGCAGGUUUGCAGAGAAAAAGAAGACCGGUGGAUGGGAUGCACAAGGCGGCCAGGCAGACAAGACUGUGAGAGAAACAAGGAAUGCCACCCAACUAAGACUGCUCUACUCGGGGAAAUAG